Molecule: messenger RNA, 237 nt
Organism: Chondrus crispus (carragheen)
Lineage: Eukaryota; Rhodophyta; Florideophyceae; Gigartinales; Gigartinaceae
Exons: 1
Coding region: 1-237 (78 amino acids)
Source: RefSeq, a predicted model, not a curated record
AUGACAUUCGUUACGUUGCUCUUCAGGCACAAAAAGAACUGUUGGAAAGGGACUAGAACGAAUUGCGUCGCUCUUUCUAUCCUUACUCCAUUUUCGCAAGGCAUUUUUUUUUUUUUGGCGUGGGAAACACUCGCAUGUUCUCAGACCGAGGAGGGAGCGACGAUGCCGAUGGUGUGCAUAGAGAGGAAUUCUUUGUUGGAUAGCAAUGGUGGAGAUGGCGGGGCAUUGGAGGUGUGA